CGGGAGCACGCGACAGGGUUCGACAGGAGCUGAGCACAGUUCGGCCCGGCAUGGCGCUUUUACUGGAGCAGGCAGUUGGUCUUCUGGGCCGUGCAACAGCUGCCGCAAUGGGGAGCUGCGCCCAGACGCGAUUGAGCUGCCAAAAUGGCGUUUCCAGAAGGCACGAAGGCGUCGAGAUUCCGAGGUUACCACGCCAAGAGAUCAGCAUGCUGCGCAAUGUGCGGAGGCUGGUCGCAGGUCGGAUGGACAGGUCCGCGGGGCGAACGCGAUAAUCAUAUUUAAUCUCGGCCGUCUCGCGCCUCCGUUUCCUCGGCACCUUAGCCAUACCUGUCUACGACUACUACUUUCAAGAUGAGGACCACGGCCACCUGUCUCCUCGCCCUGGCCCUCCCGGCACUGGCCACCACCGCCGCCAAUGCUGGAGCAGCCAACGGACAUGACGGGCCCGGUGGGCAUCACGGACCCGGCAAGCCCGACUACAACAACAAGAAGCCGCUCGUGAGCUCGGCCAAGCUGCAGUCGCUGAUCAAGACCAAGGACCUGCUCGCGGGCUCGCAGAAGCUGCAGGACUUCGCCGACGCACACGGCGGCAACCGGGCGUUCGGCGGCGGCGGGCACAACGCCACGGUCGACUACCUCUACAAGACGCUGAAGUCGCUCAACUACUACAACGUGGCCAAGCAGCCCUUCACCGAGAUCUACUCGGAGGGCACGGGGUCGCUUAGCGUCGACGACGCCGCCAUCGCGGCCGAGAUCCUGACCUACACGCCGGGCGGCGAAGCCACGGCACCGCUGGUCGCCGUCGCCAACCUCGGCUGCGACGCCGCCGACUACCCCGCCACCGUGGCCGGCAACAUCGCGCUCAUCUCGCGCGGCACGUGCCCCUUCAGCCAGAAGUCGGUCAACGCCAAGGCCGCGGGCGCCGUCGCGGCCGUCAUCUACAACAACGCGCCGGGUUCGCUGUCGGGCACGCUGGGCACGCCGUUCCUGGAGUAUGCCCCCGUCGUGGGCAUCAGUCAGGAGGACGGCGCGGCGCUGCUGGCCAAGCUUGCCGCCGGCGCCGUGACGGCUACGUUCAAGGUUGAUGCCGUGGUGGAGGAGCGUGUUAGCUAUAAUGUCAUUGCCGAGACUAAGGAGGGUGAUCACGAUAAUGUGCUUGUUGUGGGCGGCCACUCGGAUUCAGUGCCUGCCGGGCCGGGGGUGAACGACGACGGCUCCGGCAUCAUCGGCAUUCUGAACGUUGCCAAAGCACUCACCAAGUUCCGCGUCAAGAACGCCGUACGCUUCGCCUUCUGGAGCGCCGAGGAGUUCGGCCUGCUCGGGUCGUACCACUACGUGAAGUCGAUCAACAGCUCCGAGGCCGAACUAAGCAAGAUCCGAGCCUACCUCAACUUUGACAUGAUCGCAAGCCCGAACUACAUCUACGCCAUCUACGACGGCGACGGCAGCGCCUUCAACCUGACAGGCCCCGCCGGCUCGGACGUGAUCGAGGCCGACUUCGCCUCCUUCUUCACCUCGCGCAAGGUCCCCUCCGUCCCGACGGAAUUCAACGGCCGGUCCGACUACGCCGCCUUCAUCGAGAACGGCAUCCCGUCGGGAGGCCUGUUCACGGGCGCCGAGGGCCUCAAGACGGCCGAGGAGGCCGCGCUGUUUGGCGGCGAGGCGGGAGUCGCGUACGACGUCAACUACCACAAGAAGGGCGACACCGUCGAUAACCUGGCCCUGGAUGCGUUCCUGUUGAAUACCCAGGCCAUUGCCCACUCGGUGGCUAAGUAUGCGACGAGUUGGGAGAGUCUGCCGGCGGUGGAUAGGAAGACGCGCCGGUGGGAUGGUGACAGGGCGAGGAUGAUGAAGAGGGCUACGAGCAGCCAUGGGCAUUCGCAUGCCGGGCCUUGUGGGGGGAAUCGCAGUAUCUAGAACGGGUGUGUUCUGGUUGAUUAGAGUGUGGGGCACGGGGGUGUAUUUAUAAGCAGUAGUAUAAGUACUAGUAUGAGAUAAAAGGAAGCUGGAGGGGUCUGUAUUGGGAGGACGGGGUUGACCUGAAUGAAAAGCAUGAAUCACUA
Molecule: messenger RNA, 2063 nt
Organism: Chaetomium strumarium
Lineage: Eukaryota; Fungi; Ascomycota; Sordariomycetes; Sordariales; Chaetomiaceae
Exons: 3
Coding region: 352-1917 (521 amino acids)
Biological process (GO): proteolysis
Molecular function (GO): aminopeptidase activity; metalloexopeptidase activity
Source: RefSeq, a predicted model, not a curated record